Molecule: messenger RNA, 862 nt
Organism: Pelagomonas calceolata
Lineage: Eukaryota; Pelagophyceae; Pelagomonadales; Pelagomonadaceae
Source: the annotation of a GenBank genome assembly
CUCGGCUUUACGCUUGCGGCACACACGACUCUUGUGGGCCAUCGGACGGCAGAACAGUGCUCGGAUAGCAUAACUGUGACCAAAAUAUUGUGCCUCACGAUCGCUGCGCGGCGGUGCGUCGAUUCCGCACAAAAAGCAGUGGUGGCCUUGCAAGUGCGAAGCUCCUAGCGGUUGUAGAAGCGCCGCACGCCAUCGGCGCGACCCCGAGAGGUCAUCUACACUACCGUAACAACGCCGGCGCCGCGCCCAGCACGCAACCAUGGCGAACCAGGUCAAUGAGCGGUUCGCCGAGGACUACCCCGAGUCCUACAGAGCGGCAGACGGGCUGCGCGGCGUCACGCCCGAGGAAAUGCAGCAAACGAAACUCGUGGGCCAGAUGGAGAACUUAGUUGCGGACCUGGAUAGAAGAGCGUCGCUCCGGGCGCCCACUGAUCAGUUAUCGUACCUCACGUCCGCACAACUGGACGAGGAGUACGCCUGGAUCGUGAAGAGGCUGUUUGCAGACCGCGACCCUGGCCGGAGACUCUACGAGGAAAAGUCGCGGGACUUUGACCAAUAUUAUCGGGAUUCGGCCGACGAGGUCUCCAUGCAAUUUUUGAAUGCGUACAAGGAGCGGUUCGGGCGCGAGCCGCCCCAGACGCUCGUGGAGUACGCGUUUCCGCUCAGGGACGCGUCCUCUUCGCGUAAGGACGAGGUCCGCGCGGCGCUCGACGCGGCGUAUGACAGGUUGCGCGCCGCGGCAUUGAAGCGCGAGGCGCCGUCGGAGGGGGUGUUCCUUGUUUGUCCUCGGGGGCUGCGGAAGGCGUGAGGUUUUUUGUCUGGUCGCGCGCGUCUCUCGUUUGUUGGGUAAAUUUUGUAGCUU